Labrus bergylta (ballan wrasse) is the source of this 3448-nucleotide messenger RNA. The record is from RefSeq and is a predicted model, not a curated record. Lineage: Eukaryota; Metazoa; Chordata; Actinopteri; Labriformes; Labridae.
GUGUUGGGUUUGUGUGAGGACAGAUCAGCUGGUAGCCAUGGCGAAGAGCUGGAGAAAGGCGGAGCCAAAGACCGUGCCUGGAUGGGAAAAGUUGGACACAGGUGUGAUCACCCGGUGGACAGUGCAGGUCUUUUCUCCUUCAUGACGUUUCAUUGGCUGACUCCUUUGGCUUCACUUGCCCGGAGAAAAGGACAGCUUCUCCUGGACGACAUAUGGCCAGUGUCAGAGCGGGAAAGUUGCCAUGCCAACAGCCUCAGGUUGGCGUCUCUGUGGGAGGACGAGCAGCGGUCUAAAGGCAGCGAGGCGUCUCUGUGCUCGGUGGUUUGGUCUUUCUGUCGGGCUCGUCUCCUCCUCUCCAUCCUCUGUCUCACCGUCACUCAGCUGGCCGGCUUCAGCGGCCCGGCGUUCGUGGUGAAGCGUCUGCUGGAGUACACCCAGCAGGACCAGUCAGACCUGGGCUAUGGGCUGCUCCUGGUCCUUGGCCUCCUGACCACAGAGCUGGUCCGGUCCUGGUCUCUGGCUCUGACCUGGGCCCUUAACUACAGGACCGGGUCCAGGCUGAGGGGCGCAAUCCUUAGUUUGGCCUUCCAGAAGAUCCUGAAGCUCCGCAGCGUCAGGGACAAGUCCGUGGGACAGCUGGUCAACAUGUGUUCCAGUGAUGGUCAGAGGAUGUUCGAGGCAGCAGCAGUGGGCAGUCUUUUGGCAGGCGGCCCCCUGGUGGCCGUGCUCGGCGUUGCCUACAACCUUUUUAUUCUGGGACCGACGUCUCUGCUGGGCUCGGCCGUCUUCAUCCUCUUCUACCCGACCAUGAUGUUCAGCUCCAGACUGACGGCGUUCUUUAGGAGGAGGGGCGUGGCCAUCACAGACCAACGGGUGCAGAAAAUGAACGAGAUCCUGAGCUACAUAAAGUUCAUCAAGAUGUUCGCCUGGGUCAAAGCCUUCGCACAGGACGUCCGCAGGAUCCGCGAUGAGGAGCGGAGGAUCUUGGAAAUGACGGGUUACUUCCAAAGCGUCACUGUGGGCGUGGCUCCCAUAGUUGUCGUCAUAGCCAGCGUGGCAACAUUCUCCGCCCACAUGUUGCUAGGAUACGACCUGACAGCAGCUCAGGCCUUCACCGUGGUAACCGUAUUCAACGCCAUGACCUUUGCUCUGAAGGUCACUCCUUUCUCCGUCAAGUCUCUGUCUGAGGCGUCAGUCGCCAUGGAGAGAUUCAAGAGUCUCUUCCUGUUGCCGGAGGUUGAGGGCGUGCGUGCAUCUCCUGGUGACCCUCAGGUUGCCGUGGAGAUGUGUGGGGCCAGUCUGGCGUGGGACGGGGUUGGUCAGAGCGCUCAGCCCAGUCCAUGUUCCCGUACGGACAAGAGAGACAGGUGCAUAGGCAGAGGGGUUCUCCAGGAGGAGCAGGUGACAGGCUCCCUGCUGAGAGGGGGAGGAGUCUCCUUAGGUCCAGAGGAGGAGGAAAGCCCCGCCCCCCUGACAGCUGCCGCCGCCCACCAGCGUCUUCAGAGGACACUGCAUUGCAUCAACCUGAGAGUGAGACAGGGCAAGCUGCUGGGUGUGUGUGGGAGUGUCGGCAGUGGAAAGACAUCUCUGAUCUCGGCCAUCAUUGGACAGAUGACCCUGUUGGCGGGACGGGUGGCGGUUAGAGGACAGCUGGCCUAUGUGGCUCAGCAGGCCUGGAUCCUGAACGCGACACUGAGAGACAACAUCCUGUUUGGACAGGAGUACCAGGAGGACAGGUAUCAGACCGUGCUGAACACCUGCUGCCUCAGACCAGAUCUCACCCUGCUGCCCAACGCCGACCUGACAGAGAUCGGCGAGCGAGGUGCCAACCUCAGCGGCGGGCAGCGACAGCGAAUCAGCUUGGCCCGGGCCCUCUACAGCGAGCGGGAUGUUUACAUCCUGGACGACCCGCUCAGUACCCUCGACGCCCACGUGGCCAACCACAUCUUCCACAACGCCAUCAGGAAGCAGCUCCGUCAAAAGACCAUUAUCUUUGUUACCCACCAGCUGCAGUACCUGGUGGACUGUGAUGAUGUCAUCCUGAUGAGGGAGGGGAGUAUAGUGGAGCAGGGUAACCAUGACAACCUGAUGAAACUAAAUAUGGACUACGCCGCCAUGUUCAACCACUUCCAACUGGGAGACACUCCUUAUAUGGAGGCUCCCAGCAGAAAGACGGGUUCUGGUCAGAGGAAACCAGUGGACAGUAAACCAGGAUCAGUGAAGAAGAACUCACCUGUUGUUAAGGAGCACGGGGAGGAGCGGCAGUGUGGGGGCGUGGCCUGGCCAGUGUUCCAGCUUUACAUGUCUGCGUGUGGUGGCUCCGCCUCCUGCCUCCUGAUCCUGGCUCUCUUUGUUCUCAACGUGGGAAGCUCUGCCUUCUGCCAAUGGUGGCUCAGCUACUGGAUCAACCAGGGCAGUGGGAAUGCCACGGUAGUCCCAGGAAACAGCUCUGAUGCAAGCAUCAGCAUGAAGGACAAUCCCAUGAUGCAAUACUACACUGCUGUUUACGCCUACUCCAUGGGCGUCAUGCUGCUCCUGAAAGUCAUUAGGGGCGUGGCCUUCGUUAAGGGAACUUUACGCGCCUCCUCUAGACUUCACGAUCAGCUCUUCCGUAAGAUCCUCCGCUGCCCAAUGAAGUUCUUCGACGUAACUCCCACAGCUCAAAUCCUGAACCGUUUCUCCAAAGACAUGGAUGAAGUUGACACCCGUCUGCCCUUCCAGGCCGAGAUGUUCAUCCAGAACCUGAUCCUGGUCUUCUUCUGCCUCGGCGUCAUCAGCUGGGUUUUUCCAUGGUUCCUGGUGGCUGUGGGUCCUCUCGUGUUGCUGUUUGCAGCGCUGCAUGGCAUCUCCAGGGUUUUCAUCCGGGAGCUAAAGCGCCUGGACAAUGUGACCAUGUCCCCCUUCAUGUCCCACAUCACGUCCAGCAUCCAGGGCCUGUCCACGCUGCAGGCCUAUGGCCGGGGCCAAGACUUCCUUGCCAGGUACCAGGUUCUGCUGGACCAGAACCAGGCUCCGUUCUACCUGUUCAGCUGUGCCAUGCGCUGGCUGGCUGUGCGUCUGGAUGUCAUCAGUGUAGCUCUGAUCAGCAUCACCGCCCUCAUGAUGGUCCUGAUGCAUGGGAGGAUCCCUACCGCCUAUGCUGGCCUUGCCAUCUCCUACGCUGUGCAGUUAACAGGGUUGUUCCAGUUCACCGUGCGCCUGGCGUCUGAGACUGAAGCUCGCUUCACAUCCGUCGAGAGAAUCCACCACUACAUCCAGUCCCUGUCCCAGGAGGCCCCGGCCCGGAUCAAAGAUCGGGCCCCUCCUGAUGACUGGCCCCAGCAAGGGGAGCUGGUGCUCAGGGAGGUGGAGAUGAGGUACCAGGAGAACUUCCCUCUUGUCCUCAACAGGAUCUCCUGCACCAUCCGGCCCAGGGAGAAGAUCGGUAUUGUGGGCAGGACCGGAUCAG